AUGGAUUUGGAUAUAGAAAAAAUUCAUAACAUUUUAAUUGAAGCUAAUCUUCCAUCAAGCAUAAACGAACUAAAAAAUCCAACGGAAGAAUUUAUUGUCAAUUUAAUUAACACAUUUCUAAAAAGAUUUCAUAUAGAUGUUAAUGCUAUUGAUAAACCAACAAUGGAACAACAAGAUAUAAUGUCAUACAGUGAAGAUUCUACUAUAAUUGGACUUAUAAAUUUACAUGUUGCUAUGGUUCAAAUAUGCGACCGAAUAUAUUUAAAAGAUCUAUGUAUUACAGAUAUCACUAGUCCAGGAUCAAAGAAAGUACGUAAACAAGCAAAGUUCCUUGCUAAUUUUAUUUUAUAUGCAACUAACAAAGAAUCAGAUAUAGAAGAUAAGAUUAGUGAAAUUCAAAACCGAGCAAAAAUCUUAAAUGAUAUUUUGGAAAAGAAAAAUGAAACUUUAAAAGCUAGAAAUGAUAAGGCAUUGCAUGUAGCAAAACAGUUAUCAUCAAAAGAAAAGUAUAUUGCUGAAAUCCAAAUAUUGCAAACCAGAAUUGAAAAAAAUAAUAAAAAGUAUGUUGACAUAAUGUCCAGAAUGACAGCAGCAGAAGAAAAGAAACAACAAGCUGUGGAACUUUAUGGAACUUAUAAAACACAAGCAUUAAAGUUAAGUAAAACGAUAGGAGAAUUACAGUUAGAAAUUGUAAAAACUCCUGAAGAAUAUCAAAUGCGUUUAAGUGAAUUAGAGCAACAACAAAGUGCUAAAGUUAAGGAACGAGAGACAAUGCAAGAAGCUUUUCAGGAUAAGAAGUAUUUAAUUGAACAGCAAAAAAAUAUAUUGACUUUUAUUCAAGAACAGCUGGUGAAAUUUACCGAAAUUCGAGAUAUACAUGAUCAGUUGAAAAAAAUAAAAGUACAAGAGGAUAACCUAAGGAAGCAAGUUGAUACUCUUAAAGCAGAUAUUGUAGAACUUGAAAAAAAAUUAGAAAUUCAAAAAAAUCGGCAUAAAGAAGAUGAAAUAAAUGAAGUUCAUGCACAAUGUGAAGAACGUCUUUCUUCUUUACGUAAUUUAAGUGCCAAACUAUUAAGUAAUAAAAAAUCAUGCAAAGAAAAGUUGGAAGAAAUGCAAAUUCAAUACAAUGAAGAUUGUUUAAAACUAAACAAAAUGCAAAGCAUGACAAAGAAAUUGGAAGAAGAAAUUAUAGGACUUCUUAGAACUUACCAAGAUUUGUAUAACAAUGAAAUUUCAUCUGAAGAAACUUUAUGGAAACCCUGGGUAAUUGAAUAG
Molecule: messenger RNA, 1275 nt
Organism: Eufriesea mexicana
Lineage: Eukaryota; Metazoa; Arthropoda; Insecta; Hymenoptera; Apidae
Product: filamin A-interacting protein 1-like
Exons: 8
Coding region: 1-1275 (424 amino acids)
Cellular component (GO): Ndc80 complex; kinetochore
Source: RefSeq, a predicted model, not a curated record